AUAAGAUAAUCUCAGCCCUCUGCAUUUAUACACACGCGCCCAGCCAAGGCAACGGCCAAAGGAAGGGGAAAGAAGAGGAGAGCAAGAUUUUCUCCCAAACAAAAAAAAAAAAAAGAAGAGGAGGAGAGCAGGAGGAAAAGGCAAGGAAAUCGAGCGAACUGAAGCAAAUUUCGUGUCGACUCGGGUUGGUUCGGAGGCUCUCUCUUCUGUUCCCGGCGGAGAUUUGAGGUCCGCGGGGAAGAUGGCUCCUGCGAAAUCUGGGGAGAAGGCGAGCAGCUUCGCCAUGGCCUGCAGCCUCCUCAGCCGCUACGUCAGGCAGAACGCCGCCGCCGCCGGCGAGCUCGGCCUCGGCAUCAGAGCUGAAGUUGAUGCGCAGAGAACGUCGGCAGACGCGGAGAAAGGGGAGGCGAGGAAGGAGACCAUGGAACUCUUUCCCCAGAACGCUGGGUUCGGCUCCGAGGCCGCAGCACAGGGGGACCCUGAUGCGAGGGAGCAAGAGAAGCGCCAGCUGACUAUCUUCUACGGCGGGAAGGUCCUUGUGUUCAAUGACUUCCCUGCUGAGAAGGCAAAGGACCUGAUGCAGAUGGCUAGCAAGGGUACAUCUGUAGUUCAGAACACUGUCUUGCUGCCAUCCUCCACAAUUGCAACAGUUACUGACAGUACUAAGGUCUCGGCCAUGCCAGCUCCACCAAAUGCUGAGGUCAAUGCCCAGAAGGUUGUUUGUCCGAAUGCUGCAGCAGAUAUUCCUCAGGCCCCGAAGGCAUCUCUUCGUCGGUUCCUAGAGAAGAGAAAGGAUCGCAUUACUGCAAAAGCACCAUAUCAAGGUUCCCCUUUAGAUGAUAAACCUGUCAAGGAGGAGGUGCCGGAGAGUCAGCCAUGGCUCGGGUUAGGACCUCAGGUCGCCAAUCCUGACCUGAAUUUAAACCAAGGAUGCAACCAAUGAUAAGCAGUUCAGCAUUGCUGUCUUCGAAACUGUGAUACUCCUGUGGUCAGAGGACUGGAUCGUAGGGACUCUCACAAGUCAUGUGUCAAAUGUUUUGUGUUAGGCCUAUGACUCCUUUAUGCGAUGCUUUGCGCUUGGAUACAGAGGUUUGGAUGUAAACAAAGUAGCUGAUGAUGAACAUGAGGGUUAUCAGUGCUGCUGGGACAGGUUCGGCUGAUUAACCCUUGGCAACCUGACCCAAACCGCCAUGGUAGAAAGGAGAAGAAACUAUAGUAGUUGCUAGAACUCGUUCGUAUUUUUGGAUGAUCUGUGUGCCGUUUGGCUUUGGCAUUGCUGUCUACAAAGCUAGUGAUUGUAGCAGAUACAGACUGUAUGAUUAUUUUUCUUGUCAUGUUAAUGUUCUCAUCUUCCGGUUGCUUUUGCUGACUUAUGAAAUAAGAUGACUUUGCACAAAA
This is a messenger RNA of Phragmites australis (common reed), 1398 nucleotides long. Its product is annotated as protein TIFY 10a-like. Bases 242 to 943 code for a protein of 233 amino acids. Gene Ontology annotation, biological process: response to wounding; regulation of defense response; regulation of jasmonic acid mediated signaling pathway. Gene Ontology annotation, cellular component: nucleus. The transcript is spliced from 5 exons. Lineage: Eukaryota; Viridiplantae; Streptophyta; Magnoliopsida; Poales; Poaceae. The record is from RefSeq and is a predicted model, not a curated record.